AACGUGGAUAUGGAGAACGUAACGGUAUCCAUUCCGAGUACUCCAAAGCGUACGACCAUGACCUCUUUGCUCCUAACACGAUGGUUGACGUCGAAAAGCUCGACUCGUACGAAUCCGGAGACAAGUUGGUCCUCCGACGAUCGAAGUUUAGAAUACGGCACACCGCCACCCAUAGAAGAGCCCCAUUGUUACUCCAUGUGCGCAAGCGAAAGUUCUUGCACGGAGGAAAUUAAUUGCACGUUGCAGGUGAACAAGGAUAUAAUUAAGAAUCUGUUGGUAGAGCAUAUGAGGCACAUAGGCGGUCGAUUGCAACUUCUCGACGAUCUGGAAGAAAAUAAAAUGGAUCUAAAGAAUACGGAGAAUUUCGCGAAAUUGUACAAGCAACACGAGAUAAACGCUUUGUUACUUCACUCCAGCUUCUUAGGUCAUGUCGACGCGAUUAAAAGUUUGCACAAAUGCGGGGCGGAUUUGAAUCACUCUGAACAAGGACAAGGCUUAACUCCGUUGCACUUGUGCGCGUUCAGUAAUUGUUUGGAAGGAGUGCAAUAUCUGCUCGAUAACGGAGCCAAUAUUCAUCUGGAACGAACUCACACGCCCUUUCAUUAUGCCGCUUUUGGGAACGCUUGUAAAGUAGCACAGUAUUUCCUUCAAUUAGGUAUCAGUCAGGAAUCUUGUUACGGGGAGGAGACUGUGUUACACAGCGCGGCCAGGUCGGAUGCUUACAACGUGUUAAAGUUAUUGGCGCCUAAUAAUCCUACUUUGGAUAAUUUAGAUUGUAAUGGAUACGCUGCCAUACACCACGUAGCAGACAGAGGAGAUCCAAGUUGCCUAACGGUAUUACUAGACGCAGGUUGCAAACUAGAUUUAACGACCAAGAAGAAUGACACCGCGCUGCAUCUUGCAGCUGCUGCCAGUUGCGUGGAGAACGUUGACUUGUUGGUGGAAAGAGGGGCGAACGUUCAUCUGAGAAAUCACAGAGAUCAAACAGCCCUGCACAUAGCUGCUCGUUCCCAUUCCUUGGAAUGCGUGGAGAUACUGUUAAAGAAAGGUGGAUGCGAUCCCAAUAUUGAAGACAGCGACGGAAGAACGCCUCUGCACCUCGCUUUAGGUAGAUCAUUGUUAGCCUAUGACGUGACGGAAUUUUUGAUCACGUGGAAAGCAAACGUGAAUAAAACGGACAAAUACGGUUACACGCCGCUUCAUAUCGCUGCUUUAAACGAAUUAUCUCAAUGCGUGGAUAUCUUGAUCCAACACGGAGCUGAUCUUAGCGCUAGAACGAAAGGUGGAACUAGUGCGUUGUCCAUUAUCUUACGUAAAACGCCGACGUCUUUGAACGUCUUCAAGCAGAGAUUAGACGCGUCGAUCACGCUUCACCAGCAUGGGUCGGCAACUGGGGAGGCGGAGCUUCGUCUCGAUUUCCAUCCUCUGCUCAUGAACCAACAACAAGGCGAAAUAAGAUAUCUUGGAACGUUCGUGAAGGAAGGAUACAAAGAGAUAUUGGAACAUCCACUCUGCCAGGCAUUCCUCCAUCUGAAGUGGCAGAAAAUUCGAAAAUAUUACGUGGGCAGGCUGAUCUUUUACCUGUUCUACGUUCUCAUAUUAACAGGAUGGGUAAUGACAGCUCUGGCGCACAACUGUUACAACGAGUCUCAUGGCCAAUUGGACAACGGUCAGCCACCGUUGUGCGCGAACACAACCGGUAUCAAUGGUUUUCUUUACAGACAUCCAGCCUUACUCGAGGUUGAAUGGUACGCAUUGAUGGUGCUCACGAUUCUCGAAGUAUUCCGCAAAUUGACCAGCAUCCCAACGUAUCCCUCCGUUCGCCAAUUCUUCACGCAAGCCGAAAACAUGGUCGAAUGGUGUGUGAUAUUGAGCGUGUUCGCCACUUCUUUUAUCUACACGGGUAGAACGUAUCCGUGGCAGAGUCACGUAGGAGCAUUCGCGGUGCUCUGCGGUUGGAGCAACCUUAUGCUAAUGAUAGGGCAAUUGCCAAUAUUCGGAGCGUACGUGGCUAUGUUCACCAGCGUUCAAGCACAAGUGUUCAAACUUUUGUUGGCGUACGCCUGCCUCCUGGUAGGGUUCACGGCGAGCUUCUGCGUGAUCUUUCCACGAUCGAAAUCGUUCAGCAGCCCCCACAUCGGCCUGAUCAAGGUUCUGGUGAUGAUGACAGGAGAGUUAAAUUUUGAGGAUCUGUUCUUUCCUCACGAAGAGGACGGGAAAACGAUCGACUCGGGGAGCACGUCUUGGAUCUUGUUGCAAGUUUCCGCCCAGUUGUCGUUCGUCCUAUUCCUUUUAUUCGUCACGAUCGUGUUGAUGAACUUGCUUGUAGGAAUCGCGGUUCACGAUAUAAAGGGACUACAAAAAACGGCAGGACUUGCAAAACUCGUUCGCCAGACGAAGCUUAUCUGCGACGUCGAGACGGCACUUUUUUUGGGUCUGAUGCCAAAAAGAUUGAUGAAAUUUUUACGAUGGACCGCUCUGCUGCUACCAUCACCUUUGAGAGCUGUUUUAACCGUUCGUCCCCUGAAUCCGAGAGAGAGUAGACUGCCUCGCGAUUUGUUAGCAACGGCGCACAAGGUCGCCAAGGAAAGAAAAAAUUGUAUAUCUGGAACUUUGUACAAUAGAAAGAGGAACGCCGUGUACGCGUGUUUGAAAAGCGAGCCAUACUUGACUUUUCGUCGAAAUUUCCCGGAAGAAGAAAUUUCCACGAUCGAUGAUUACGCGAUUAAGGGAGAAUUGGCAGAAUUGAAAAAGAUUUGCGAGAGAAAUCAUCAACUUCUUCAGGAUAUCGUGUUGAUGUUGGUGAAUGAUAAGCGCGAACGAUUGGAACGUUCUUUCGAGGUGAUCCACGAUAGUAGAGAGUGUUACGUCGCAGUUUCUUCAUCAUCCUUGUUCACGGACGAAUUUCUUGGGCGAGAGAUAAUGGACGAUAAACAGAUACACGAGAACUCCACCGACAUACCGAAGGCUAGCUUGCAACUUCCGACAAUUACGGUUGGCAACGAAAGACCGCGGCGUUACUCGUUAACCAGUUUAAAAGAUCGUCGUCUCCCGUUUGAAAAUGAAAACGAUUGCGGGAGGGCGGUAGAAGGAGAAGUUGAAGCGCAUGAAAAUGUCGACAAAACGUGGCAAAUGAAAAUGAAGCCGCUCGCCAAUCAUGAGAAAAGAACCAGACAUUAUUCCCUGACUAGAUCAAAAAAUCGUCGUUCCUGCCUGUACACGGAUGAAGACAGAAAUUUCUUGACCAAGUCUGUUGUGAACGAGACAGUCAACGAUAAAACGACGCAAACGUUAAGAGUACCGUUGUCCCGUGAAGGAAGAACGAUACACUGUUCGUUGUCGAAUCUCAACGAUCCGUCGAACGAUCUUCUGUCCACCAGAUUGACUUCUACCUUUAGAUCCGUCAGAUAUCGUCAAUCGAGCAAUUCGGAGAAGAUAGCGAUCGAUGAUAUUCCUCCGGCAGAUUCCUCGAACGAUCACGUGGAAAUCGACGCCGGCACGCCUCCACCGGUUGACGAAUCUCUCUUCUACGACAAUCUUGACGUAUUCAGGCAAGCGCAGAUCAACAGCAACGAUCUCAGAUCGAUCAUGUGGUCGAUCGUCACUACGGCUGAAAUGAAAAUAUUACUUCAAUUAGAAAAGUGUAACGCGUUGCCGGAGAUACCGGCAGGAGAACGAAUAAGAAAUAUAGCGUACAUGUGGUGCUGUUAUCGCAAUUUGGCGCAUCUAUUACCAAAAUUGGAACAAUCAGGCGUGAAAUUGGAUUACGUGGAGCCUAGCACGGGCAUGAACGCGAUCCUAGCCGCGUCGUUAAGUGGUAGCGUGGCUUGCAUCGAGCAUCUGAUAAAGAGAGGCGUCGAUAUCAAUUACCGGAAUCCGAUCAAUCAUUACACGCCUCUUCACUUCGCUAUCCUAGGAAAUUCGCCUGACACGGCCCGGAUACUGCUCGAUAACGGUGCAAAGCCGAGCACGUAUCUUUACCAGGAGGUGGCCGAACCAGUUUUGCAUUGCGCUAUCAGAGCAGGGGCUGUGGAAAUAGUAAAAUUAUUAUUGGAACGAGGAGCAAGCGUCGUCGAGAAAAACCAUAUGGGCGAGACGCCGCUCCACGUAGCUUGUUUCGUUCAAUCGAUAAAAUGCGUCGAAUUACUUCUAGAUUCGCCCGGUACCAAUGUCAACGCAGUUGAUCGGGCACACAGAACCCCACUUCAUUUCGCCGUGAUGACCACUUACUCCUCCGCGAAGCUCGUAGAACUUUUGUUAAAACACGGUGCCCUGGUGAACGCGGCGGACAAAACUGGCUUCACCCCCCUUCACGUGGCGGCAUUAAACGAACAAUCUCAUUGCGUGGACGUAUUAAUUUGGGCCGGUGCGGACGUCAGUGCGACCACCAGCGCGGGACUUUCCGCUUUGAACAUUAUUCUCAGAAAGAUACCGGAUUCCCUUCAAGUGUUUCGGCAAAGAUUGGACGCCUCGAUAACGCUCAGAAGACCCGUGCCUCACAACAGAGAGUUCGAGAUGAGAUUGCACUUCGAUUUACUCUUUCCCAGCGGGAAUCAAUGCGAGACCAGUUUCAUCAACACUUUCGUUCAGGAACGGCGUAAAGAUUUGCUCUCCCAUCCGUUGGUAAUGGCUUUCCUGCAUCUGAAAUGGGAGAAGAUUAGAAAAUUUUAUCUGCUCAGAAUUCUGGUUUACGCUAUGACCGUGAUCUGUAUGACCACGUACGUACUCACCGCGCUAGCUUACAAGUGUUACAACCACGACGAGGCGAACAGCUCGAAAAUUUGCAGCAGCAAACGUAUCUCUGGAUUCUUAUUCAGGCGACCGGUGAUCGAAAUUCAAUGGUAUCUUUUAUUAAUAUUCACUUGUAUCUCUAUUCCUAGGAAGAUAUUCGGUUUCAUGGUAUACACGUCCGCGAAGCAAUACUUCUCGAAUAUCGACAAUGUGUUGGAUGGUGUUGUUAUAAUCAGCGUUUUCGUCACGUCAUUCGUUUACACGGGACGCACAUACGAUUGGCAAAAUUACGUCGGAGCAUUUGCGAUACUGUGCGCUUGGACAAACCUGAUGCUGAUGGUUGGUCAAUUACCGGCUUUUGGCACGUACGUGGCGAUGUUCACUCACAUACAAUUCGAAUUUGCUAAGCUGCUGCUUGCUUAUUCCGGAUUGCUGAUAGGUUUCACUAUCAGUUUUUGCGUCAUUUUCGUCGGAGAACCAUCCUUCGGUAAUCCUUUCACGGGACUCAUCAAAGUAUUGGCAAUGAUGGCCGGAGAAUUGGACUUCGAAGGGCUUAUCACGCAAAUCGAUCAAGGAUUGGAAUCCGACGGACCUUUUGUUAUUUAUCAUCCGUUAUCGGUAUGCUCACAGAUCCUGUUCACUCUGUUCAUCGUGUUUGUUACGGUUAUAUUGAUGAACUUGCUGGUUGGAAUAGCUGUUCACGACAUUCAAGGUUUAAGAAAUCACGCCGGUCUCACGAAACUUGUACGCCAAACAAAAUUGAUACUAUUUACGGAAAUGGUCUUGCACAACAGUUCGAUUCCGUACGCUUUUCGAAAAUGGAUGUCCGAUCAUAAGAUUAACGUGGAGAAUAGAAGGAGAGUCUUAGUGGUGAAACCGUUGAACCCUUUGGAGAAAAGAUUACCCAAAGAUAUUCUGAAGGCUGCUUAUGAAAUAGCACAGAAAAAUAUACCGUUCAUGAACGACGAAAACAUUAAUUUGAGCGAUCACGUAAUAAAAAUGCGACAACAUAGCGAGGAAUAUUUCGACUCGAAUUUGCAAUUGGUUAUCGAGAAUUUAGCAAACAAACUACAAUCUUACGAAGAUAUGAUCAAAUCGUUGAAAGAACAAUUGUUAGAUACUAAUAAAAUGCUGGAGAGUGUUGUGAAAAAUCUGGCAAAGGAAAAGAAUAUUGAUAUUGAAGCAAAUGUUACUGGUGGGGGGUCUUCUGGACAAGCUGGUGUUAUACGAUUAGGUAUUUCAUUAGGGCUUCGAAGCUUUGUCGAUAAUGACAUGAUAGAAAGAAUGAAACUUGGUUUAGCAAUAUUUAGAGAACUAAAUUCUACUAUAAUAUUUUUAUUAUCUAUGAGUAGUGGUGGUUUUUGUGAUUUUGUGAAAUAUAAUAAAAAUAUGGAAAAUCAAAUUCAUUCUGAACUAAUUAUAAAAGAAGAAGAGGAAGAAGAAGAAGAAAAAGAACAAAAAUGUGAAACUAAAAAUAUUGUUUGUGAUGGGGAAUCAACAAUUGGUAUCAGACCAAGACCAUUAAUUUGUAAACCAGAAAAUGUAAAUAUUGGAUGUAAAUCCGAACCUAUAGAAACCAAGUGGCAUUGGGCUCCAGGAGCAUGGCAAGAUGCUACAAGAACUAGUGCUUUUCAACCAUAUAAGCCUCCUACUAUACUUACUAAUUUACAAAGAGGUAAUACCCAAACAGAAAUACCUCAACUUUAUAGUGGUAGUGAUAUUACAUUUCAUACAUUAGCUGGUCAAGGUGAACUUACACCUGAACAUAUACAUCCAAAUACUAUAGACACACCUGAUGAAAAAGGUUUAACUGGUCUUAUGUGGGCUGCGGGAUAUGGACAAUUAGGUAGUGCACGGCAAUUACUUAAAGCUGGUGCUAAUAAGAAUUACCGUGGUCUUAAUGGAGAAACACCUUUGCAUUUAGCAGCUGCUUAUGGACACCAUGAUCUUGUAAAAUUAUUAUUAAAUCAUGAUGCAGAUUCGAAUGCAAGUGAUGAGGAAGGAAAUACACCUUUAAUAUAUGGAGCAUAUGGUGAUCAUCCACAUGUAUGUUAUGAAUUAUUAUCCAGAGGUGCUGAUAUAACACAUCGUAAUAUGUACAAUAUAAGUGCUUAUCAUGCAGCAAUAUUAAAUAAUUCAUUAACUGCUAAAGCAGUUAUUGAAAAUUAUUUGAUACAACAAGUGAUAAAUAUACCACCAGAUAUAUUGCAAUAAAAUAAUAUAAUGCAAAUAAUAUAAAAAUGAUUUUUUAAUAUUAACAGAUUUUAAAAGGUUGUGAAGAUUACACAUAAUGAUAUUUAAAUAUUAGUUGAAUAUUUUAAGUUUUUAUUUUUAAUUCUAUAUAAUUAUUUAUAG
Messenger RNA from Apis mellifera (honey bee), 7086 nucleotides. RefSeq lists its product as uncharacterized. Lineage: Eukaryota; Metazoa; Arthropoda; Insecta; Hymenoptera; Apidae. Gene Ontology annotation, cellular component: membrane; ribosome. Gene Ontology annotation, biological process: transmembrane transport; translation; monoatomic ion transport. The transcript is spliced from 9 exons. The coding region runs from base 10 to 6945 and encodes 2311 amino acids. Gene Ontology annotation, molecular function: protein binding; structural constituent of ribosome; monoatomic ion channel activity. The record is from RefSeq and is a predicted model, not a curated record.